GAUCAUAAAUUUGGUUCGUUUCCAAAUGUCAAAAAUUGUUUUUAUUGUUCUAAGUUUACGUUUUAUUUUCGCGAUUUAAGUAAAAUAUCGCUUUAAAAAAUGGGUCUUACUGAUUGUUUCGCGAACUUAAGCAUGCCGUCGUGUAUUUGGUUCGAGGGGGACAAAAGAAACGCUUAUGCCUCCAUGUUGUCAGGCUUUUUGUUUUUCACUGGUUGGUGGAUAAUUAUCGAUUCGGCUACGGUUCUUCCAAACCAGAUCCCAGCAGGCUAUUGGAUGUGCGGUGUGGCAGGAACUAUAUCCCUGAUCAUGGUCAAUUCUGUGUCGAAUGCACAGAUGAGUGGAGAUACGUACGAAGGGGGCUGUUUGGGAACCAGAGGAGCAAGAAUUUGGAUAUUCUUAGGGUUUGUUAUGGGCUUCGCGGCUGUCAUUGCGGCGUGCAGUAUCCUUUUCGCAGUUUACAUUAACAAAGAUGUGAAAUCUCCAGGAGUUUCUCUGUUUCUACACAAUGUUUUAAUAUGUAUUGCAUCGAUAAUAUUUAAGUUUGGCCGAUCCGAAGACGUCUGGGGCUAAUAAGUUUAAUUCUGAUUGAUAGAUAAGUUAACGAACUGUGUAAAGUAAUGUAAGCUAGACUAAAAUAAAUGUUUAUUUAUAUGA
Sitophilus oryzae (rice weevil) is the source of this 654-nucleotide messenger RNA. RefSeq names its product transmembrane protein 50A. Bases 100 to 570 code for a protein of 156 amino acids. Gene Ontology annotation, biological process: late endosome to vacuole transport via multivesicular body sorting pathway; protein targeting to vacuole. The record is from RefSeq and is a predicted model, not a curated record. The transcript is spliced from 4 exons. NCBI's taxonomy places the organism in Eukaryota, Metazoa, Arthropoda, Insecta, Coleoptera, Curculionidae.